This is a messenger RNA of Paramacrobiotus metropolitanus, 590 nucleotides long. RefSeq lists its product as uncharacterized. NCBI's taxonomy places the organism in Eukaryota, Metazoa, Tardigrada, Eutardigrada, Parachela, Macrobiotidae. Bases 21 to 590 code for a protein of 189 amino acids. The transcript is spliced from 3 exons. The record is from RefSeq and is a predicted model, not a curated record.
UGUACACGAGGAAGGAUGCUAUGGUUCCGACUAACCCGAAAACGAACGUGGUUCUAGCAGCGUUUACAACGGCACACGCAAGAUUACAUUUAUUGAAAUUCAUGCAAAGAGCUGGCGAGCGAUUACUAUACUUUGAUACGGACAGCAUUAUCUUUGUUCAGCGUCCAGGUGAUGAGCCGUUUGAAACCGGGUCCACUCUGGGGAUGUUAAGUAAUGAGCUGGCCGAGGACGACUUCAUUACGCGCUUCUGUAGUACUGGUCCAAAAUCUUACAGCUACGUUACGGCAUCUGGGCAGGAGGUCUGUAAAAUCAAAGGAUUUGAAAUUAAUAAACUUACAGGAACGGUGUUGAAUUUUGAUUCGAUGUUGAAAAUCGCAACCCAACCUCUCCAAGAUGAGACCGCCUCCGAUAGCGCUCAUGGUAACGUUCAGCCCGAGUCCCUUUCCGUCACAUAUGGUAGUACUAUUCGCCGGAAGAAACGGACAUAUGAAAUCCAAGAUGUGCCUAUGACAAAGCGGUUCAAAAAGACGUACGACAAACGACGCAUCUUAGAUGACUUUACUACUGUGCCAUACGGUUACGUACCAUAG